This is a messenger RNA of Solea senegalensis (Senegalese sole), 2423 nucleotides long. RefSeq names its product mitochondrial elongation factor 2 (gene mief2). Lineage: Eukaryota; Metazoa; Chordata; Actinopteri; Pleuronectiformes; Soleidae. Gene Ontology annotation, biological process: mitochondrion organization; positive regulation of mitochondrial fission. The transcript has 8 exons. The record is from RefSeq and is a predicted model, not a curated record. The coding region runs from base 192 to 1592 and encodes 466 amino acids. Gene Ontology annotation, cellular component: mitochondrial outer membrane.
UUUACUAGAAGAAGAAGUCAACAGCAGCUGUUAGCUCUCUGGUUGAACUAUAUUUAGCGACUUGGCGAUAGUUGUAGUUCGUGCAAUUGAUGAAAAGGUAUCGAAAGGCGUAUUUUGACAAACCCUGAUGGUUGUGGACCAGGCUGUUGAACUUUUCUCCGCACUGAGUGGCUAACCACAAAAAGGAAGAAAUGAACUUCCAGGGUAGUCGGAGGCGAGGAGAGGAUGGCAUUGCCAUGGUGAUAGACUUCCUGCUGUCAAAUGCCCGGCUGGUUCUGGGAGUUGGUGGGGCUGCCAUGUUAGGAAUUGCUACGCUGGCUGUGAAACGUCUGAUAGAGCGCGCUGGCCGUGCAGCCGAUGAUGAAAAGGUGGAACAGAAGAUGGCUGAAAGUUGGGAGGAGUUGAGUUUGGUGUCCGCCUCCCCCACACUGAUCACAAAGGGCAUAGAGGGUGUGGUGAUGAAACAUGUUGCUAAGGCCACCAGACAGCAGAAAGAUGACCUGUGUCAACAACCCCAGAUGUCCUCUAUGGAGGUGUCCAAACCCGAGUCAAAGUCCAAGAGGCUCCAGCUGUGUGUCCUCAGUUUGCAGGAGCGUCUGCAGCAGUACUAUCACACAAGAGCAGCACUAUCUCCACCUGAGAUCCAGAGAGCUCAGUCUCUGGCUCUGGACAUCUGCACUGAGAUCCAGGGCUUUCUGCACAGCCGACAGCCUGACAUGCCUCUGGGAGAAAUGAGUCUCGGUGGUUCUCUUCUUGACGACAUGCAGGUGGUCACUGCGGACCACGCCUGUCUGCUAGUUCCUCUGCAGCUGGAAGCUUCUCUCUGGCGUCUCAUCCCUGGAGAAGAAACACUGCUCACACACCCGCUGCACUGGAUGGUCCGCCGGGUUAAUCUAGAAUAUUUUCCCAGAGGAAGGAGCUACUGGGACAGGUACCUGGUGGGCGGUUACUUGUCUGCAGAAGCUGUUGUGAACAUGUUUAGUAAAGCCGUCAUGGACAGUAUAAACUGGCCGUCCAUCAGCUGCACAAUGGACUGUCUCGUCAGCCCUGUACCGGGAGGACCAGACCUGAGACUAGAGAUAAGGCCUCGAAAUGAAGAAGGGGCAGUGAGCAGUGAUGAUCCCUUGUUCAUCACCAUGUUGCCUCUGUUGAGGCAGGAGGAUGUUGUCCUGACAGCCCAGCCUGAGCUCACCUCUCCCUGGGUCAACGCGUGGCACCUGUCUUUAUACCCUUGGGAAACUCAGCGUCUGGCCCAACUGGAUGCCGCUGAUGACGGCUCCCGCAAACAAACACUUAAAAUCUUAAAGGCAGUUUGCAGACUGAACCCAGCACUGCGGCCGCUUGAAUCUGCCCCGCUGGCCAAUCUCAUCCUUCACCUCAGUGACAGUGAGAGCGACUGGUGCCAGACCAGCCUGGAUAUGAGAUUUCAGCAGUGUAUCACAGAGCUGAUUGGCUACCUCGAGCAAGGGGUGUUACAAAGUUACUUCAAACCAGCUGUCAAUCUGCUGAGCGGCUUGUCAGAGGACCAGGUGGACCAGAUGGGCUUCAUGCUCUACUGCGCUGUGUCAGAGCCUGAAAUACUGCUGAUAUAACUCACUGUGCACACACUUUAUUUCUCAAUCUCUGACACAGGGAUCAAAGGCUUUAUCUUAUAUGAUACAUGGUGUUUGGUGUAAGACAAAGACGUAUUCUUCCUUCUCACCCCAUUUAGCCUCUCCAUCUGGCAUUGUUGUUAGGUAACAAGGUACAGUUUUGAUAACAAAAUGGCAGCAGGCACCGUGGACUGAUCUGUACACCAGAGGAGGAGAGGCCACACGGACGGUGCAGAUGUGAACGUGAUAAACACAUUAAAGGAGACAUGGCAAGGAAAGGAGCUGUGGAAGUGUUAAUCAGAUGUUUGAAAUAAUGCAUCGGGAUGUGUGUGUGUGUGUGAUCAUGAAUCCACACACUACAGCAAGAUCUACUGUCAUUUGUCUUCAUAUGAAGUGAGUCGGCAAAGUUCAGGAUAUCUAUUAACAGCAGGGAAAGUUUAUUGCUUGAGUUUUCCUUUUAAUUAGUGCUACUCUGCAUCAUUUAUCUAAAGCUCCUUUAAUAUAUUAUAACUUUGCAGAAAAAUAAUUAAAAGAAAAAAAACACCAGGAUUUGCUGCAUUUGUUAUAAACUGUUCUGUGUAACUGAGUUUGGCUCAUUUAACUCAGCAUUUAUAUUUUUUCAUAUUGAAGGUUUAAGUGUGCAGUAUUUUUGUCUGGUUUAAUGUUUGGAUGGCCAAUAUUAUUUUGGGUCAAUUAUUCCUGUAAAUUGUUGUUAAAGUGGCCUAAUAUUUAAAUGCAGUUGAUUUUAAAUAAGAAUAAAUGUGAGUGUGUGUGAGAGAUUUUCUGUGAUUGAAGAGUGAAACUACAAAUAAAAAUGAAAGCACUUGUUUA